Acanthisitta chloris (rifleman) is the source of this 888-nucleotide messenger RNA. It is a transcript of the gene CALCOCO2, whose product is annotated as calcium binding and coiled-coil domain 2. Gene Ontology annotation, cellular component: autophagosome; PML body. The record is from RefSeq and is a predicted model, not a curated record. Gene Ontology annotation, biological process: xenophagy; positive regulation of autophagosome maturation. The transcript is spliced from 7 exons. The annotation marks the transcript as partial. Lineage: Eukaryota; Metazoa; Chordata; Aves; Passeriformes; Acanthisittidae.
AUGAUGGAUGAGACCUCUGAGGAGCCUCCCACUUCUGCUGUCUUCUUGGACAGCUGUCUCUUCUCCCAGGUGGUCUUUAACAGUGUGGAGAAGUUUUAUGUUCCUGGAGCAGACAUAACCUGUUAUUACACCCUUACACCCAACAUCAUUCCUCGUGGGAAGGACUGGGUGGGCAUCUUCAGGGUGGGAUGGAAAACCACCAGGGAAUAUUACACAUUCAUGUGGGCCCCUCUGCCUGCUGAUGUCCACAGUGACACUGCUGUGCAGCAGCACAUCCAGUUCAAAGCUUAUUACCUACCCAAAGAUGAUGAGUACUACCAGUUCUGCUAUGUGGACCAGGAUGGAGUGGUCAGAGGGGCCAGUGUGCCUUUCCAGUUCAGAGCAGAGACUGAGGAUGAUAUCCUGGUGGUUACCACACAGGGAGAAGUGGAAGAGAUUGAACUACGGAACAAAAAUCUGCAUAAAGAAAAUGAGGAGCUGAAAGCAAAUUGUGCAACUCUCCAGAAACAAAACCUGGAUCUGCAGGAAGAGCUCAAGAAGACCCAGGAGCUGCAGAACAGUUUGGAGUCUUUAAGGAGCAACACAGAGAAACUGGAGCUGGAGCUGAAUUCCCUGAAAGUGGAAAAUCAGCAGCUAAAGGAGCAGGGUGACUGCAGAGAGGCAGAACUGCACCAACUCCAAGAGCAAAUCCAGACUGCGACCUCUGACAAGGAGCACCUGGAAAACAGACUGAAAACAGCCUUGGAUCACAUGGAUCAGCUGCAGUCUCAAGUGUUGAAUUAUGAGAAGGAAGUGGAAAACUUAGCUCAUGUGGACCAUGAUAAGACAGAGCAGCUGGAAAUUUUGAAGGAGGAGAAUCGGCAGUUACGGAUCAGCUCAGCUCAGCAG